Diospyros lotus (date-plum) is the source of this 1439-nucleotide messenger RNA. RefSeq lists its product as uncharacterized. The transcript is spliced from 10 exons. The record is from RefSeq and is a predicted model, not a curated record. The coding region runs from base 290 to 1252 and encodes 320 amino acids. Lineage: Eukaryota; Viridiplantae; Streptophyta; Magnoliopsida; Ericales; Ebenaceae.
GGCCAAGUCUCCUCAUGUAAUAUCUUCAUCAUCGGUUUCUUUCUUCCUCGUCAAUCCUUCGAUCGAACACAAUUAUAUAGCGACGGAGCAAUUCUAAGUAUUUCCAAGUGGACAACCGAAGCAAAAUUACAAGGAAAGAAAGUAUCAAAAAUUGGAGUUGUCGGCUGGGAAAAUCGGAUCGGAACGUUAUCGUUCUUCGAUCCGAAGGGCGUCACUGGUCACUGCCCUCCAUCCCAGCAGGCUCUCCGUCUGGUUCUCGUAAAUCCUCUCUUCUUCACGUCAUAAAACAAUGACAUCGCGAACAUUGAGGAGAAGACUCCACCAUGGGGAUGUUGAUGGAAAAGGACGCGAACAUGUGAACACCUCAGUGCGGGAUGGUUUAAAUGAACCCUUACUUGGAAAUUAUGAUUAUGGUGGGAGCCCCGUAGAGGGGUCCACAUAUGAAGACACAUGGGAUGAUGAACGGAAGAAGGAACACCUUCAUUGGGCACUAUUAUUUUCUCAGUUGAUUGUACAAUGGGCACAAUGGUUGGCAAACAUUGUUCUUGGAUCUGGAGCACUAAUUGGAAGACUUUUGCCCUUACCAUCUAUCACUCACAAUGGACAAACCAGGAAGCUGCUUGCACGACCACUUAGUCCAUUACAGGAAGAAAGACUCAGAAAUCUACAGCAAAGGCUUCAAGUUCCAUUUGAUGGUUCUCGUGUAGAGCAUCAAGAUGCACUCAAACAACUAUGGAGGCUGGCUUAUCCUGGUAGGGCACUCCCAUCUCUUAAAUCGGAGCUCUGGAAGGAGAUGGGUUGGCAAGGAUCUGAUCCCUCAACAGAUUUUAGGGGUGGUGGUUAUAUAUCAUUGGAGAAUCUUAUCUUUUUUGCUGAGACAUACCCGGGUCCAUUUCAGAGCUUGUUGCACAAAAGAGAUGGAAACCGAGCUGACUGGGAAUAUCCAUUUGCUGUAGCUGGCAUCAAUGUUUCUUUCAUGUUGGUACAAAUGUUGGACCUUCAAUCAGGGAAGCCAACUACUUUGGCAGGAAUGCGGUUCUUAGAGUUACUGGGUGAAGAUGAAAUGGCGUUUGACAAACUUUACUGCGUCGCCUUUCAGAUGAUGGAUGCUCAGUGGCUUGCAAAACGUGCUUCCUAUAUGGAAUUCAAUGAUGUUUUGAAGUCCACAAGAACACAGCUAGAGCGCGAGCUUGCACUUGAGGAUGUUUCCAGUGUGAAAGAGUUGCCCGCUUACAACCUCUUGAAGAGAUGAUUAUCACCACCAAGGCUUUUUUACUUUGUGUCAAAAUUUAAUUCCACCUUUUUCUCUGUUCCCAAAUAUAAGCCCUACCUGCCGUAGCCUAACAUGUCAUUAAUUCACUUUAGUACUAAAAUUGAGUAUUGUAGCUGCAGUACUACAUCCACUAGUUCGUUCAUAAGCCAGUGUGUUUUUGUGUUUU